Molecule: messenger RNA, 960 nt
Organism: Dracunculus medinensis (Guinea worm)
Lineage: Eukaryota; Metazoa; Nematoda; Chromadorea; Rhabditida; Dracunculidae
Source: the annotation of a GenBank genome assembly
AUGAUCGACAAUACCGGGUUGAAGCAAGCUGUAAGGAAAGAUUAUUUGGAUAAAUUUUUGAAAAAUGAAUUUUUAACGUCUAAAUUGAAUUUAAAUUUUGGAUUCUUGGAAGAGGAUUUAUGUGUUCACUAUUUGCAUUUUUUUUCAGCAGUUGAUGAUGGAUCCCUUAGGAGACCAAACAUUAACAAUCAUAAUCAUGCUGAAAAAAAAGAUGAUAUCAUAGAAGGAAGUGGAGUAAUGCCUAACGCUAAAAAAAGUGGGGCGGUAGGCGAUGUUGAAUGGGAAUCGUCAGGUAUUGGACCAGAUGAUGAGGAUGGUGAUGUACUUGAAGGCUCCGGUUCUCCAGAAGUUCAUGAUUUAGGUUUUGUGCCAGUUAUUAAAGUAUCGCCACCACAUCAUCCUGAAGUAAAGGUCGCCAUAACAUCUCCGCCAUCGGAGGCGGAAAUUAAUGAUGGAAGAGUAACAUGUUCAUAUCAAAAUUUAAUUGAUAGUAUUAUUGGCGUAGCAAGGAUAAUAAUCAAUUGUACUAUGAAAGAGAUAUUCAUAUGGGUUCAUGUAGAUAUUCACGAAGAACGUAGGCCAAAUGAAUUCGAUAUUGCGAUCGAAGAAAUAACAACGACGUUAAAAACAUUGCCGACAAGGAGGCCUGUGGAUAUGACUACUGUGCGAUCAUUAGUUCCAGCGAUUUUCGAAAAUGAUGGAAUUGUUUCAGUGCAUGUUCUACUUAAACCUGGUAUACUGGCUGACUUUCGUGGAUAUUGUUUUGUUGAAGUUGUUGAAGUUGAGAUUUUUGUUGAAUUGAGUUAUUCAGAAUUGAACCAACUAUAUUAUGAACAUGUUGUCAGUACAGCCUUUUUCUUCCGAUUAUUUAAGACUAAUUUUUGUAUAUGUUCAGAUUGGAAUUUGCUGAUUACUGAUCUGCUAAUGAAUAUUGCUUAUUAUCUUGAUCUUAAGUAUUGA